UGACAAUUUUUUUUUUCGAGGAGUGACAAUUGUACUAGCUGGGAUAUACAUGUACCAUAGAAGUAGUUGCCAAAAAUAUUAUCUGGACAAUAAAAUUUGCAUAUGCAGAGUUGUUAAAAUCUGUUUUGUUUAUAAUUAAGCUCAUUAAGAUCAAUGGAGAACACAAAGGCGAAGUUUUAUAAAUGAUGUGUAACAAACUGUGUCGUUAAAGCCAACCGAUUUUUAGAAUUUAAUUUUCAAGUCAAUGGCACAUAAAUGUUUGAAUAUGAGACGAAAUGUAAACGAUCUGAAAGAAACUCGUUUUCUUUUCGGCUACUUUUAAAAUUCUAUUAAUUGAUUCAUAAAAUCAAUAUCUAGAGAACACAAAAUUUGUCAAGGACAUUAUUAUUGCAUAUUUUAAAUAAAGUGUUAAGGAUAGAAAGCUCGUGAAAUAUUGAAGCACAGCAUAAUGAUUUUUCAGCAGAGAAAUAUUACCUAAUUUGAAGUAAUCGUCAGUAUGGGAUGCUGUGGGUAUGUUUGUAGAGGAAUGAAGUAGUCUUUCUUUGUGUUUCCUUAUGGAAGUUUUUGUUUAGUUUCUGUUUUAUUUAUGACUCAAAACUUUAUUUUGGAUCUUUAAUGUGAACUGAAGAAUGUGUUAUGUUCAAACUGGAUUUGUUUAAGCCAGAUCCAUCAGAAAAGUAUAAAAUGGGUUGUGGAUCUAGUUACGAUGCCUCAGACGGCCCUAGAACGGUGGUUGUCUUUGGCGCCACCGGGAUCCUAGGUGGCGCUAUUGCCAAACGAUUGCUCCAGGAACCAUUCCUGUACAAAGUUCGGUGUGUGACCCGGCGGUCUUCCAGCGAUAAAGCCCGACAGUUAGCAGAGCAUGGAGCAGUGAUUGUUAACGCAGAUCUCGGGGAGACCAAAAGUCUGGAGAAGGCCUUAGAGGGAGCCGAUAUCAUGUUCUUAACUACCCACUAUUGGGAGGAUAGAAAUAAGGAAAAGGAAGUUAUAAAGGGACUUAAUGCCAUUGACGCAGCAAUACAGUGUGGUGUAAAACAUAUCAUAUUUAACGGUUCAGAAAACGUCAAGAAAAUUAUAGGAAAAGAAUGCAAUCACCUUGACUCCAAAUCAGCAAUAGAGGAAUAUAUACGAGAAGUAGACAAUCCUUCGGAGGACGUCACGGGUUUAAAUCACGUGAUGCCUGGAAUAAAUUUUACUAUACUGCGUCUCCCUUUCUGGUUUGAAAAUUUUUACACAGUCUUCAAGCCACAUAAACUGAAACAUGCAGUUUACGCUGUCGCCUUACCGCUAGAGGGCGCUGAACUGGACAUGAUGUCUGUUGAUGACGUAGGUGAAGUUAUCGUAUCGAUCCUCAGAAGACCAAAGCAGUAUUAUGGAAAAACAUUGAACCUAUCUGUAGAAAAACUUUCUAUGGAAGAUAUAGUCGAUACAUUUAACAGACAUUUCGAUAACAGGAAAUUUACAGAUCCAAAGAUUAGAGUAAAAGACAUGGAAAAAUUUCAGUUUCCCGGCGCCAAGGAUUUGGCUGCAAUGUUUGAAUUUUAUCAGGGUGGACAUGCUAUUAGAGACGUCAGAUUGACCAGAAAAUUAAAUCCACAUGCAUUAACUUUUGACAGGUGGUUGUCUGAAAACAGGGACAAGGUGGAGGAAGCUUUACGUGAAUCUAAUUAGAGAUUUAAAAUUCAUUUUUGCAAUUAAAACCAAAACAAAAAGUCAAAUGUGGGCUGAGCAGCUGACUUGAACAACAGAAAUGAAUAUUUAAAUUUUGAAGAAUGACGUCAGAAAUUAUUCAGGGCCGUUAGGUUUUCACAAAGGUCGUGGGUGAAGGGAGGUGUUUUUUAAAUCUUCAAAUUUUUUGUAAGUUUAAUUGCCUAUUUGAUGGGUUUCGGUUCACUUGGAAGUUGUAAUUUUCCCCCAAAAAUUCAAUUAAAUCAAACAACAUCCCUUCAAAUAGAUGAUUAUUACUUCAGUUUUUUUCUUUCGACUUUUUAUUGAAGGAGAAAAUGAUCCCACAGUUAGGUCUGCUUCUGACGGUCUUUUAAUUUAUUAUUGUACACUAGUCAUCUAUUACAUUGUAACCAUUUACAGAAGUGACAAAUAUGAUGACGUACAGUGAUAUUAUAUUUGUUUAUUAUUUUAAAAGAUAUGCAUUUAAACAUGUACAUUUUUAUUAUAUAUUACAACCAAUCAAUUUUACUUCAGCCAUGAUAGAUACUGUAAUUAUGCAAUACUCAUUUUAUCAUUUUUCUGCCAAA
This is a messenger RNA of Saccostrea cuccullata (small rock oyster), 2255 nucleotides long. RefSeq names its product nmrA-like family domain-containing protein 1. The coding region runs from base 637 to 1671 and encodes 344 amino acids. Gene Ontology annotation, cellular component: nucleus. Lineage: Eukaryota; Metazoa; Mollusca; Bivalvia; Ostreida; Ostreidae. The record is from RefSeq and is a predicted model, not a curated record. The transcript has 8 exons.